CCUUACCUGAUUUAUUAAAAUUCUCGAUUCUUGAGGAGCUUUGCUUACUGUUUCGAUCUUAGAUCGUCUUGCUCUGGAGCUUGAGUGAUUAACUUGAGAAGAGCUAGAUUUGAGCAACGAAGAUGACACUCAGAACUCCUGGAACUCCAGCUACAAAGGUAGAUAGGACACCCGUAUCAACGCCUGGAGGGCCAAAAGCCAAGGAAGAGAAGAUUGUUGUCACAGUUCGAUUGAGGCCUCUUAGUAAAAGGGAGGAGUUAGCCAAAGAUCAAGUCGCUUGGGAAUGUGUUGAUGAUCAAACGAUUGUGUUUAAACCCCCACCUCAAGACCGCUCAGCUCAACCAUCUUCAUUUACCUUUGACAAAGUGUUUGGUCCGGUCUGUUUGACUGAGACUGUAUACGAGGAAGGAGUGAAGAAUAUUGCUUUGUCAGCUUUGAUGGGCAUAAAUGCAACCAUAUUUGCAUAUGGUCAAACUAGCAGUGGGAAGACAUACACAAUGAGAGGAGUAACAGAGAAAGCUGUUAAUGACAUCUAUAAUCAUAUAUUGAAUACACCAGAGAGAGAUUUUACAAUAAAGAUAUCUGGCCUAGAAAUUUAUAACGAGAAUGUUAAGGACCUAUUAAAUUCAGAAUCUGGUCGCAAUCUCAAGCUUCUAGAUGAUCCUGAGAAAGGUACCGUGGUUGAGAAGUUGGUGGAAGAAACAGCAAAAAAUGAUCAACAUCUAAGACAUCUGAUCAGCAUUUGUGAAGCUCAAAGACAAGUUGGUGAAACUGCUUUAAAUGAUACAAGCUCACGGUCACACCAAAUAAUAAGGCUGACAAUUGAGAGUACACUACGUGAAAAUUCAGACUGUGUGAGAUCAUUCAUUGCAAGCCUGAACUUUGUGGAUCUAGCUGGAAGUGAAAGAGCCUCACAGACACAUGCAGAUGGUGCUAGGCUCAGAGAGGGUUGUCAUAUUAACCUUAGUUUAAUGACUCUGACAACCGUAAUCAGAAAACUUAGUGUUGGAAAAAGAAGUGGUCAUAUACCAUAUCGGGACUCAAAGCUUACUCGCAUACUGCAACACUCACUUGGUGGGAAUGCACGUACUGCUAUCAUUUGUACUCUAAGUCCAGCACUAAGCCAUGUUGAACAAUCUCGAAAUACACUAUUCUUUGCUACGCGGGCAAAGGAAGUGACAAACAAUGCCCAAGUCAAUAUGGUGGUUUCAGAUAAGCAGCUGGUGAAACAUUUGCAGAAAGAAGUAGCCAGGCUAGAAGCAGAGUUGCGCACUCCUGAUCCUUCCAGAGAAAAAGACUUAAAAAUCCAGCAGAUGGAAAUGGAAAUGGAAGAACUUAGACGCCAAAGGGACCUUGCAGAAUCACAUGUGGAUGAGUUACGCAGAAAAAUUCAGAACGAUCAGCAGACCUCAAAUCUACCUGAAUCACCACAUCCAUUGGCAAAAAAGUGUUUGUCUUACUCUGAUGCCUUGUCACCAAAACUGGAAGCCAAGGAACUGGGCCAGAAUGACAGAACAAUGAAAGCAAUGCUAAGGCAGUCUAUUAGGCAGUCAUCAACUGCUCCUUUUACGCUUAUGCAUGAAAUUCGAAAACUUGAACACCUUCAGGAGCAGCUUGGAGCGGAAGCCAAUCGAGCUCUAGAGGUUCUUCAAAAGGAGGUGGCUUGUCAUAGACUAGGUAACCAAGAUGCAGCUGAGACAAUUGCCAAGCUGCAGGCAGAAAUCAGGGAAAUGCGUGCUGUCCAGUCAGUUCCAAAGGCAGUUGAAUUUGCAACCGUGGAGGCCCCCAACAAAAGUGUCAGUGCUAAUCUCAGGGAGGAGAUAACAAGGCUUCAUUCACAGGGCAACACAAUUGCCAAUCUUGAGGAGCAACUGGAGAACGUUCAGAGAUCAAUUGAUAAGUUAGUAAUGUCUUUGCCAGGCAAUGCUCAACAAUCUAAUGGUGAAGCAGCCCCUAAAGCUAAGAAUCAGUCUAAAAAGAAGAAGAAGUUACCUUUAAGUUCUAGUUGUGUUGCCAACCGGCAAAACUUUAUAAAAUCUCCCUGCUUGCCUUUAUCAACUUCUCAGCAAGUACUGGAGCCUGAGAAUGAAGAAAAUAGAGCUCCGGAGAAUAGUGACAUUGUAUCUAGAGAAAUUAUUCAAGAGCAUGACAAAGCAACUCCUAGAAGUAAGAGUGAAGAGGGAGGAGAUGCCUCGUCAAAGGAAGGCACUCCAGGGUCUAGGCAUUCAAGUUCAGUUAACAUGAAAAAAAUGAAGAAAAUGUUUCAAAAUGCAGCUGAAGAGAAUGUAAGAAGCAUACAAGCAUAUGUUACAGAACUGAAAGAACGUGUUGCUAAACUGCAAUAUCAGAAGCAGUUACUUGUUUGUCAGGUUCUUGAGCUUGAAGCCACUGAAGCAGCUGGAUACAAUAUAGAGAAUGAUGAAAGCACUAAUGAGCCAGGGGAGUCUCAGAUCACAUGGCACAUAACAUUUAAGGAGCAAAGGCAGCAGAUUAUUGAGUUAUGGGAUGUGUGCUUCGUCUCCAUUAUCCAUAGGACACAGUUCUAUUUAUUAUUUAAGGGGGACCCUGCUGAUCAAAUAUACAUGGAAGUAGAGCUUAGGCGCUUAACUUGGUUGCAACAGCACUUCACAGAACUUGGAAAUGCAAGCCCUGCCCCAGUGGGAGAUGAACCCACAAUUUCUUUGUCAUCAAGUAUAAGAGCAUUGAGGCGCGAAAGGGAAUUUCUUGCAAAGAGGUUGUCUUCACGGUUGAGUCCAGAGGAAAGAGAUGCAUUGUACAUCAAAUGGAAUGUACCUGUGGAGGGGAAGCAUAGGAGACUGCAAUUUAUAAACAAACUCUGGACAGAUCCUCAUGAUCCCAGGCACAUAGAGGAGAGUGCUGAAAUAGUGGCAAAGCUUGUAGGGUUUUGUGAAGGAGGCAACAUGUCAAAGGAGAUGUUUGAACUUAACUUUGCACUACCAGCUGACAAGAGGCCAUGGAUUAUGGGGUGGAAUCCGAUCUCAAACCUUCUUCAUCUCUGAGACGAUGCAUUUUGCUUGUUAAGUAGAUUAUAUUAUUUACAUGUAAAUGAAUUUUUGAGUUCCUUCUCCAAAUUUGCUGGUGUCCUCUCACAGUCUGAACUCUGAACAAUGCAUACUAUUUUUUGUACUUUUCUUUAUGUUUCAAUAAAAAAAAUGAUUUUUG
Molecule: messenger RNA, 3183 nt
Organism: Rubroshorea leprosula
Lineage: Eukaryota; Viridiplantae; Streptophyta; Magnoliopsida; Malvales; Dipterocarpaceae
Source: the annotation of a GenBank genome assembly